Glarea lozoyensis ATCC 20868 is the source of this 2040-nucleotide messenger RNA. RefSeq names its product ARM repeat-containing protein. The transcript has 5 exons. Lineage: Eukaryota; Fungi; Ascomycota; Leotiomycetes; Helotiales; Helotiaceae. Gene Ontology annotation, molecular function: protein phosphatase regulator activity. Gene Ontology annotation, biological process: signal transduction. Gene Ontology annotation, cellular component: protein phosphatase type 2A complex. The record is from RefSeq and is a predicted model, not a curated record. Bases 1 to 2040 code for a protein of 679 amino acids.
AUGAAUCGCUUCAGGCAAAAAGUGCAUGAACAGCUCUCGCGCGCUAAAGACCCCUCAAAGUCUUCAAAGUCAAAAAACAAAGAUUCCAAGGACGGCACAUCGUCCCCAUCACAAUCCAGUUCUUCGAGAGACGCGGGUCAGUCGCCCGUUGCGACGCCAUCUUCUUCAACCACAACACUGAGCGAUCCUCGAAACAAACCUCUUCCCCCAAACGAUGGAGGCGCUUCGAGCCCCGCACCGCAGCCUCAAUCUGGUUCAAUCGGAUCGCUAAACCCCAGCCACAGUACACUGUCCGCUCCAGAUCGGUUCAAUUCCACGAUGAAUGUCAGCCCUGCAAACUCUUCCGGGCCAGGAACGCCAAAUAGGCAUGGCCCUCCUAGUGUUGUCAUCAGCCCUAGCACACCUCAUAUUCCACCCCCCGGAGCGGCCGAGACAAUGCCUCAAGACCUUGCGCCGCCAAAAGCUGGACAAAAGUCACUGAUGUUCCAUGGAUUAUCGACCACACCAAAAGAUGUGCCAGAAGGGCUCAGGACUCCCAAGAGGCAGCACUCGUCGAGAUUCGAUAUCUCACCCCAGCGCGAACUUGAAAAGCUUCCUGGCUUCCACGAAGUCCCCCCAAACAGGCGCCAGGAGUUGUUCAUGCAAAAGAUCGACCAGUGUAACGUCAUUUUCGAUUUCAAUGAUGCUAGUGGUGACAUGAAAUCGAAGGAAAUUAAGAGAUUGGCAUUACAUGAACUAUUGGAUUAUGUUGCAAACAACAGACAAGUCAUUACGGAGUCUAUGUAUCCAAGAGUAGUCGAGAUGUUCAGCAAGAACCUGUUUCGACCCAUUCCCCCACCCAUGAAUCCGCAAGGCGAAGCAUUCGACCCGGAAGAGGACGAGCCAGUACUUGAAGUCGCUUGGCCACAUAUACAAGUCGUUUACGAGUUCUUCCUUAGAUUCAUCGAGAGUCAGGACUUCAAUACCAACAUUGCUAAGGCAUAUAUCGACCACAGCUUUGUUCUCCAGCUUUUAGAAUUGUUCGAUUCAGAGGACCCCCGAGAACGUGAUUUCCUGAAAACGACCCUUCACCGAAUUUAUGGUAAAUUUUUGAACCUGCGUUCGUACAUCCGGAGAUCGAUCAACAAUGUCUUUUUCCAGUUUAUUUACGAAACAGAGAGGUUUAAUGGUAUUGCUGAGCUGCUAGAGAUCCUUGGCUCUAUCAUCAAUGGCUUUGCACUACCCCUGAAGGAAGAGCAUAAACUCUUCUUGACGCGAGUCCUUAUUCCGCUCCACAAGGUCAAGAGCUUGAGCAUGUACCAUCCCCAGCUUGCGUACUGUAUCGUCCAGUUCUUAGAAAAGGAUGCCGCCUUGACGGAAGAGGUUGUACUUGGUCUGCUUCGAUACUGGCCCAAGGUAAACAGCACCAAAGAAGUCAUGUUUCUCAACGAAGUUGAAGACAUCUUUGAGGUCAUGGAUCCAGCCGAGUUUGCCAAGGUUCAGGAACCCCUGUUUCACCAACUCGCCAAAUCUGUUGCCAGCCCGCAUUUCCAAGUUGCAGAGCGAGCCCUUUAUUUCUGGAACAAUGAAUACUUUUGCAACCUGGUCAGCGACAAUGUCGAGAUCAUCUUGCCGAUCAUGUUUGCUCCACUCUACGAAAACUCGAAGGGUCAUUGGAAUAGAACAAUCCAUGGUAUGGUUUAUAACGCCAUGAAAUUAUUCAUGGAAAUUAAUCCUCAGCUCUUCGACGAUUGUUCCCACGACUACACCGAGCAUCAAAAUAACGCCGAGGCACGAGAGCAGGCAAGGGAAAACAAAUGGAAGGCCCUUGUAGAUCAAGCGAAUCGAUCAAAUACUAACGGUGUUGUCCGUCCUGGGGCCAUCUCAUCACCAUCUCGGAACAAGGUCUCUGCCCCGUUGAGGAUUGAUGAAGUCGAUCCAAUAACGGAGGAUAACCAAAAGAGAUUAGAUUCGCUAAAGCUUCAAGACGCGGAUAGAAGAGAUCGAAGACCAACUCACGAUCGACAAAAUUCGGUAGGCUCCUCCAGAAGCCAGCGAUGA